Marasmius oreades (fairy-ring Marasmius) is the source of this 1597-nucleotide messenger RNA. RefSeq lists its product as uncharacterized. The record is from RefSeq and is a predicted model, not a curated record. The coding region runs from base 222 to 1034 and encodes 270 amino acids. The transcript has 2 exons. NCBI's taxonomy places the organism in Eukaryota, Fungi, Basidiomycota, Agaricomycetes, Agaricales, Marasmiaceae.
UGACAAUAGAGGUGACCCGUACCGUUGGCUUACACUGUAUUAUCACUCUUGACAAAAUCCACUCGCUUUCUGCUUGGUCUUCGCUCACAGAAAUCCCUGUUCUUUACUAUAAUCCUCUUCUAACCAACUCUCGCCAGCCGGGCACUCGUUUUCCGUCCUCCAGAGGCUCGAUUCCAUCGACCCGAACUCCUCAUUCAAGAAAUCUCCUUUUGUAACCGCCAAUGUCGACUACGCUAUCAGGCCUCUCAGCCUCUGUUACGCGUAUCUUAUACUUGACUGGAUUUUCCAAGGAGCUCAAAACCAAAGAUAUCCAGACAGCUUUCUCGGAUUGGGAUAAUCUCAGUGGAGGGUUUAAGAUAAAGUGGAGGGAUGACACCAGCUUGCUGAUUGUCUUUCAAGAUGCUUCAGUCGCUAAACGUGCAUACCUUCAUACACUUGCCUACCCUCCUCCUAUCCUUAUAAACAACGCAACCGGUAUUCCCGCCACAGUCAAACCCUAUGAUGGUGCAGACGCCCAAAACGUCAUUCAAACCGUCAAUUCUCGUGGCCAAAACAACUCGAACAAUGCCUCACGUCGAUCCAACUCCAUAUCAGGCUUCCAAACUCACCGAGGCUCCAUCUCGAACAGAAAUGGAAACGGCAAUGGAACAGCUGCAAGUAUUGCCAACAGUACGUCUCAGCACAUCACCAUUCCCGAAUACUCUACACCGAAUGGGAAUGGGAACGGACGCGAGCCGUCACCCACCCUUCCUAAUUUGCCUUCGCAUCCGACCUUGAACUCGUUGAUUAAUUCGUCCUUGGGGGAAGCGGUUUCUAAUCCAAACACGACUCCUUCUGAUCCUGCGAUUUUGGCGACGAGUUUGAACCCGGAGAUGGGAGGCCCUAGGAUUGGCGAUUCUGGGAAGAGGAUGUUGGGUGCUGCGUUGGGUGUGAGGCAUCCUGGGCUUGCACCUAGGGUCAUCCACGGAGGGCCAGGACACCAAGGAGUCGAUGGUGUUGAGAGGGCGAUGGGCGGAUUGGUGAUCGCUGAGUAAAUGGGAAAUGUCAUCGGAGGCGUGUGUUUUCCGUUUGUUCGCCUUCGUCCUCUUUAUCCCUAACCUUUCACUCUGAUUGUUACUUUUUCUUUUCUUUCUUUUCUGCUCAUUUGCUGUAUGUUUACUCUGGAGCCAGGUUAGACCCAAAAACUCAGGGAGAGUGUUGGAAGGUCUCAAUCAAUCAGCCGGUGGAUCUUUUCCCAACGCCAGUGUCGUUUAUCUGCCUCCGCUGUUUCUCUUUAGGUGUUGUUCUUUAAUGAGGCGGUUCGUUUAUUCUCUUGAACCAAUUUUUAGGAUUUCUUCUCGAGCUAGCCGCCUUACUACCACCCGUUACUUGAACGCCAAUAGUAACACAACGUUCCUUUGCAAUGACUCUCCUCUAUCAAAGUCAGAUGCAUAAUAAUAUAAUGUAUUAUUCUUCAGAAUUGUUCGACAGUUCAAGUCAAGUCCGCCAUCACCAUCAGUACAUACCGAACCUCCUCAUCGUGCUGUAGCCUGUCACUAACUACUUUGCUGUAUGGUACGGUGAAACGGCUUCUACCGCCGCGCAAGCUGUAGGCGUU